Messenger RNA from Anoplopoma fimbria (sablefish), 2448 nucleotides. Its product is annotated as GTPase IMAP family member 8-like. The record is from RefSeq and is a predicted model, not a curated record. Gene Ontology annotation, molecular function: GTP binding. NCBI's taxonomy places the organism in Eukaryota, Metazoa, Chordata, Actinopteri, Perciformes, Anoplopomatidae. Bases 1 to 2448 code for a protein of 815 amino acids. The transcript is spliced from 3 exons.
AUGGCGACUGAAGCAAAAGUGUCAGAAGAUCUCCAACCUGUGAAGAGGAGCAGCAGCAAUGAAUGGAUGCCACCUAACAUGUCUGAGCUGAAGGUUGUUCUGCUGGGGAACAGCUGGUCUGAGAGGAGUUCAGUGGGGAACUUCAUACUGAAAGUGACUGCAUUCAACACUGAGGAAGAACCAGAUCACUGUCUGAGAGUCAGUGGACGGAUGAAAGAGAAAGAAAUAGUUCUGAUCAACACUCCAGAUCUGCUGCUCCCCAACAUCUCUGAAGACAAACUAAGAGAACAUGUAGAAAACUGUGAGAGACUCUCUGAUCCUGGACCUCAUGUGUUCCUGCUGGUUCUACAGCCUGAAGACUUCACUGAGGAACUCAAAGAGAAGCUCUGCAGAGUCCUGAAACUCUUCAGUGAUCAAUCAUUUGAUCAUUCAUUGAUACUGAUAUCAACACCCAGAGAGGAGAGUUCAGCUUUCAUGGAGAAAGACCAGCCCUUAAAAGACAUGAUCAGAAUGAGUAGAUACAGAUAUCUGAAGCAGAAGAACCUUGAACAUCCAGAACUUUUAACACGUUUGUGUCAAACUGUAAAAGAGAACAAUGAACAUCUGAGGUGUGAUGUAUUUGAGGAUGAGGGUUUGAUCAUGACACCAAAGUCUGACCAAAUGAAACCAUCUUUAAACCUGGUUCUGUGUGGGAGGACAGGAUCAGGGAAGACCUCAGCAGCCAAGGCCAUUUUAGGUCAGACAGAGCUUCAUUCAGUCUCCAACUCAUCAGAGUGUGUUAAACAUCAGGGAGAGGUGUGUGGACGUUGGGUUUCUCUGGUGGAGCUGCCUGCCUUGUGUGGAAAACCUCAGGAGGCAGUGAUGGAGGAAUCUCUCAGGUGUAUCUCCCUCUGUGAUCCUGAGGGCGUCCAUGUCUUCAUCCUGGUCCUACCUGUGGGUCCCCUCACUGAUGAAGACAAGAAAGAGUUACAGACCAUCCAGAACACAUUCAGCUCUGCAGUCAAUGACUUCACCUUCAUUCUGUUCACUGUGGAGUCAGAUCCUAAAGCUCCAGCUGUUGUUAAGUAUCUUAAAAAAGAUAACGGCAUCCAGGAGCUCUGUCAGAGCUGUGGAGGAAGAUAUGUUGUUCUCAACAUCAAGGACCAGCAGCAGAUCCCAGAGCUGUUGGAUUCUGUGGAUAAGGUGAUGGUUGAAGGAUCCAGAUGCUUCACAAUGAAGAUGUUCAUCAAGGCUCAGAUGGAGAAAGUUUCAAGACUUGAAGCUGAACUGCAGGAUGUGAAACAGAAGACAGAGGUGGGAGAUGAGCUUAGGAUUGUCUUGAUUGGGAAGGCUGGCAGCGGGAAGAGUUCAACAGCAAACAUCAUUUUGGGCAAAAAGCUUUUCAAACCCCGAAUCCUCCCGAAGCCACCGAUGAAGUCUUGUCAGAAAGCAACAGGAGACAUUGAUGGACGACCUGUCGUUGUGGUCAACACGCCCGGCUUGUUUGACUCGAAUCUGUCUGAUGAAGAAACUCAACAAGAGUUUAAAAAAAGCAUCAGCAUGUUGUCUCCUGGACCUCAUGUGAUCUUACUGGUGCUGCAGAUCGGCCACUUUUCACAAGAGGAAAAAGACUCUGUGGAGCUGAUCAAGAGAUAUUUUGGUAAGAAGUCUGAAGGAUUCAUCAUCAUUAUAUUCACCAGCGGAGAUGCACUGGAAGACCAGUCAUUUGAGAGUUAUAUCAAAGACUGUGAUGACUUUGUCAAAGAACUCAUGAAGGACUGUGGAGGGAGAUACCAGGUCUUCAAUAACAAAGAUGACACAAACCGCACACAAGUCAGAGAGCUGAUGAACAACAUCGAUACCAUGGUGAAGGAAAAUGGCGGCUGCUACAACACUGAGAUGUUAGACAACACAGAGGGAUACACACAAAUACAAGUGGAGAGGAUUUUGAAAGAGAAGGAUGACGAGAUGAAGAGAAGAGAUGAGGACCUCCGGAGAAAACAUGAGGAAGAUUUAAAAUCACUGAAAAGCAAAUUCAAAGAAGAAGAGAGAAAGCUGAAGGCAAAACAUCUAGAGGACGUCAACAAGGAGCGUGAGGUGAGGAAGAAAGAACGGGAGGAAGAGGAGAGGAAACGGAAAAAACAAGAGGAAACCCAGCGACAGGAAGGGAAAAGAAAACUGGAAGCUACUGUGAAAAUAGUUCAGUCAGAAAGAGAGCAAAAGGAAAAUGCUGUAGAUAAACUGGAGCAGCUCAGAAAAGAGAUGAAGAGAGAACGAGAGGCCUGGGAUAAAGAAAGAAAGGACACCUGGGAACGAAUACGUCAGGAGGACAAACGGAGCCUGGAGGAGGAGAAAAAGAGCUUCAUGAAGCUCCAAGAAGAGUUCCAUCAAAAGACAAAAUUGACUUAUGGUUUAGGUGUGCUGCUGUUGGUUCUAUUGUUUCUGUUAUGUUUGAUCUUUCUGAGGUAG